Messenger RNA from Chelonus insularis, 2096 nucleotides. Its product is annotated as pyruvate kinase-like. The record is from RefSeq and is a predicted model, not a curated record. NCBI's taxonomy places the organism in Eukaryota, Metazoa, Arthropoda, Insecta, Hymenoptera, Braconidae. Gene Ontology annotation, biological process: glycolytic process. The transcript is spliced from 8 exons. Gene Ontology annotation, molecular function: potassium ion binding; pyruvate kinase activity; magnesium ion binding. Gene Ontology annotation, cellular component: cytoplasm. Bases 224 to 1813 code for a protein of 529 amino acids.
GGGAAUCUAGAAGGCUUAGAGAACACCACCGGCACAAUAGUGUAACUGCAAGUUUAAUUUUGACCUUCACUGUCCUCGAAUGUUAAAUUUCCGGUUAGUCAGCUGAAUUUUACUGAACGAGUUUGCAGCAGUUCAUCUAUUCGAAACCAGGUCGUCAUUUAAACUAGCCUUUUGAUUGUUGUAACAUUCAAAGCAUCACAAGUAUCUAUUUAAGCCCUUCAAAAUGGUCUGGAUUACCAGCGAUGAUAAGAUGGACGGACCAUCAAGCAUCCGAGCACAAAAUGCUCAGACUCAUUUGGAUCACAUGUGCGCACUGGACACUGAGUCUCCGGCUGCUUUUUACCGGCUUUCAGGUAUCAUUUGUACAAUUGGACCGGCUUCAAGAUCAGUAGAAAUGUUGGAGAAGAUGAUCGAAACUGGAAUGAACAUUGCCAGAAUGAAUUUCUCUCAUGGAUCUCAUGAAUAUCAUGCUGAAACCAUUGCCAAUGUUAGACAAGCUCAAAAAAAUUUGUCUGAACGCAAUAAAAUGAAUGUUCCUGUCGCGAUUGCUUUAGAUACAAAAGGACCGGAAAUUCGUACUGGUCUUUUGGAAGGUGGCGGUUCAGCAGAAGUUGAAUUAGUCAAAGGUCAGAAAUUCGAACUUUCUACCGACAAAGCUUAUGCAGAAAAAGGCAAUGCUGCAACAGUAUAUGUUGAUUAUGAAAAUAUUUCCAAAGUUUUAAAAGUUGGAAACCGUGUAUUUGUUGAUGAUGGCCUUAUUUCAUUAAUCGUUACUGGUGUUGAACCAACUUCAGUUAUAACAACUGUUGAAAACGGUGGAAUGCUUGGAUCUCGUAAGGGAGUUAAUCUUCCGGGAGUCCCAGUAGAUCUUCCUGCAGUGUCAGCCAAAGACAAGUCUGACUUGCAAUUUGGUGUUGAUCAAGAAGUCGAUAUGAUUUUUGCUUCAUUCAUCCGAAAUGCUGCUGCCUUAACUGAAAUUCGCAGUAUUUUAGGAGAAAAAGGAAAAAAUAUUAAGAUUAUUUCAAAAAUUGAAAAUCAACAAGGAAUGACGAAUCUUGAUGAGAUUAUUGCAGCUUCUGAUGGUAUCAUGGUUGCUCGUGGUGAUUUAGGUAUUGAAAUUCCACCAGAAAAAGUUUUCCUUGCACAGAAAUGCAUGAUUAGUCGAUGCAACAAGGUUGGAAAACCUGUCAUUUGUGCUACACAAAUGUUGGAAUCAAUGGUAAAGAAACCACGUGCUACACGUGCUGAAACUUCUGAUGUUGCCAAUGCCAUAUUGGAUGGAGCUGACUGUGUAAUGUUGUCAGGGGAAACUGCCAAAGGUGAUUAUCCUCUAGAAUGUGUCCGCACUAUGGCAAAUAUUUGUAAAGAAGCUGAGGCUGCAAUCUGGCACAAUCAACUAUUCCGUGAUUUGUCUGCUAAGGCAGUUCCACCAAUUGAUGCAACCCACGCUGUAGCCAUUGCCGCAGUAGAGGCUUCUGCCAAGUGUUUGGCUACGGCAAUCAUUGUUAUUACAACAAGUGGUCGCUCAGCGCAUCUCAUUUCCAAGUACAGACCUCGCUGUCCAAUUAUUGCUGUUACUCGUUUCCCUCAGGUCGCACGGCAGGCUCAUUUGUACCGGGGAAUUUUACCUCUUUAUUAUACUGAUCCUCAACAGCCAGACUGGUUGAAGGAUGUUGAUGUACGUGUACAAUACGGAAUGACAUUUGGAAAGAGCCGUGGAUUCUUGAAAACUGGUGAUACCGUUGUUCUUGUGACUGGAUGGCAAAAAGGCUCUGGAUUUACCAAUACACUUCGUAUAGUAACCGUUGAUUGAGCAGAAGAAGAGGAAGUGAAGUAAAACAUAAAAAGAGAACGAAAAAAAAGAAGAAAAAAGUUUUGAAGUUAUUUAAAGUUUCUAGCCUUAAAUGAAGGUAAAAUAAAUUAUUUAAUUUAAUAACAAUACAUUCUAAAGAAUGUACAAAGUGUCGCCGUUCUAUAUUAGAUUCAGUAUUAUUUAACUGUUGAAAUAAAUAGUACGAAAAUAAAUGUGCAUUGAGCUGUAAUAAACAUUGUGUAGUAUCCCAAAAUUAAUAAAUUAAUCAAACAGUUAUGGAUAA